Molecule: messenger RNA, 1122 nt
Organism: Trematosphaeria pertusa
Lineage: Eukaryota; Fungi; Ascomycota; Dothideomycetes; Pleosporales; Trematosphaeriaceae
Product: acyl-protein thioesterase 1
Exons: 4
Coding region: 178-924 (248 amino acids)
Biological process (GO): protein depalmitoylation
Cellular component (GO): cytoplasm
Molecular function (GO): carboxylic ester hydrolase activity; palmitoyl-(protein) hydrolase activity
Source: RefSeq, a predicted model, not a curated record
CGGAUGCAGCUGAAUUUGGGAGCACUUCGACGUGCGGCAUGGUGUUGAUGUUGGUGUUGAGAAUCUAGGAAUGUCCGAAAGCGAGCGGGGUAGCGGUGGCUAGCACUAUCUGGCAACAACGGCCGAAAUAAUGCAGCCCGGGCUUCUUGUCUACGCGUAUACCUCUAAUUGGAUCAAAUGUCUACCGAACAGAAGCCUCCGAUCAUCCUUCAUCCCUUGGCGCCGCCGAGCCACGUCUCCAAGUCCGCAGCCUUCAUAUUUAUCCACGGUCUUGGAGAUGACGCAACAGGGGUCGCCAACAUAGCACAGCAAUUUCAGGCCGCCGGGAAGCUACCUUACAUGAAAUGGGUCCUCCCUAAUGCGCUCGAGAAUCGCGACGCCAUGACAAUGGCCUGGUUCACCCCGACUAGACUUUCGCCAUUCCCGCCAACACGACCUGAGCUCGACGAUGAGGAAGACGAGGAGGGCAUGAAAGCUAGCAUGAUCUACAUCGUAUCGUUGGUAGACAGCCUGGUACUUGAGGGCAUCCCGGUAGAACGAAUCAUCCUCGGCGGCUUCUCUCAAGGUCACGCAAUGGCGCUGCUCACCGGCCUGACAUCUACCAAAUAUGCUGGUCACUUAGGUUGGUUAGUCGGCCUGUCCGGCUAUCUGCCACAGGCGGAUAAGAUACCUGCACUGAGGGAUGAAGUGGGUCUGCCGGCGCCAUCCAAUGAUCAUACUAGCGUCUUCCUCGCAAGGGGCACGAGGGACAUGCUGGUGCCGAAAAGAUAUCUGACAAUCUGCGCAAAUAAGGUGCUGGAGUGCGGCGUCGAGGAGGAGAAAUUGACGGUGAAAGAGUACGAAGGUAUGGGACAUGUGAUGAGCGGCGUGGAGUUGAGAGAUCUGUGCGUAUGGUUGGAGAAAGUGGUACCUCCAGUGGAGUAAGAGGAUAGAAAAUUCAUAUCUAGAGUCCACUGCGGAGAAACAAUGACGAGGCUGCUGUAAGCGUGGCUUGGCUGAAAGUGACACGACUGAGCGCCAUUUACCACUGCUGAGACAUGUCGUCGGGCACCACGAGUCUGUGUCACAGAGUAUCGGUAUCACCAUCAAAGAAUGUGGUGUUGUCAAGAUCCAAAGAGUCGA